This is a messenger RNA of Mesoplodon densirostris (Blainville's beaked whale), 3567 nucleotides long. RefSeq names its product EEIG family member 2 (gene EEIG2). The record is from RefSeq and is a predicted model, not a curated record. Bases 79 to 1164 code for a protein of 361 amino acids. Lineage: Eukaryota; Metazoa; Chordata; Mammalia; Artiodactyla; Ziphiidae. The transcript has 11 exons.
GCCGAGUUGAAGCGGCGGCGCCGGCCCGGGCGCCCGUUGGGGCCGCCCCCGCACCCCUCUCGCCGGCGUCUGGCUCUCAUGAUGAUGAAGAAGAAGAAGUUUAAGUUUAAGGUGGACUUCGAGCUCGAGGAGCUCUCCUCGGUGCCCGUCGUCAACGGGGUCCUCUUCUGCAAGAUGCGGCUGCUGGACGGCGGCAGCUUCACCGCCGAGUCCCCCAGGGAGGUGGUGCAAGCAAACUGUGUUCACUGGAGAAAGAAGUUCUCAUUUAUGUGCAAAAUGAGUGCAAGUGCCACCACAGGCAUCCUAGACCCUUGUAUCUACAGAGUAUCUGUGAGGAAGGAAUUAAAAGGUGGAAAAACUUAUGCAAAGCUGGGCUUUGCAGAUCUAAACCUGGCAGAGUUUGCUGGAUCAGGAAAUACCACUCGUCGCUGUUUACUGGAAGGCUAUGAUACCAAAAAUACAAGACAGGAUAAUUCCAUUCUUAAAGUUUUAAUCAGUAUGCAACUGAUGUCUGGUGACCCAUGUUUUAAAACGCCUCCUUCUACAUCAAUGUCUAUACCAAUUGCUGGUGAAUCUGAAUCCCUGGAAGAAGAUAGAAAAGGUGGAGAGACUCUCAAAAUUCCUCUUCGGCUAGCAGAUCUCUCAGCAAAGAGUGCCUCUGUUCCAGAUGAACUUGGUGCCUGUGGACAUUCUAGAACAUCAAGCUAUGCAAGCCAGCAGUCAAAAGUAUCAGGGUAUAGCUCUUGCCACUCCCGGUCAUCUAGUUUCUCUGAGCUCUGCCACAGGAGAAAUACCUCAGUGGGAAGUACAUCAACAGGAAUUGAAAGUAUUCUAGAGCCAUGUGAUGAAACUGAGCAAAAGAUAGCUGGACCAAAUCUUGAUACAGCUGAUAAAGAAGAUACAGCUUUGGAAACACUCAACAGAUGCCUAGUGAAACAAGAUUCUGUAGAAUCUCAGCUGAAGCGAGUUGAUGACACCAGAGUGGAUGCAGAUGAUAUUGUGGAGAAAAUAUUACAAAGUCAAGACUUCAGCCUAGAUUCCAGUGCAGAAGAAGAAGGACUGAGGUUAUUUGUGGGUCCUGGGGGAAGUACAACCUUUGGCAGUCAUCAUCUUCCAAACAGGGUGGGGUCUGGAGCUUAUGAACAAGUUGUGAUCAAACGAUAGAAAUCAAGCUGGUGAACUGAAGCUUCCCUGGGAGUUUAAGAUGUGGUCAGUUGAGCUGUCAAGGCACUUUAUUCAAGCACUUAUGAGAAAGUGAACCUAUUAAAAAAAAAUGAAGCAUGUUCAUCUAUCAAGAGGAAAGCCAACACUGAUUUCUUCUCUAAAGGUGCCCACCACUCUCCUUUCUCACCCACCAACAGGGAACAUCGGAAUGGUAGUAUCAGGGCAGUGUGCCACGUGUGCUUAUAGGUACACAGCUUCUGUGAUAACUACACAUAAUAAUGAAAAGCCUGCUUUUUUUUUCAAAACAUCCAGUGGGAAAAACAGCACUAUGCAUCUGAGUAUAAUUUUAGUGUUGAAGUGUAAAACCUGUGAUAGAAGUGCUUGACUGAUUUGGGCUCUAAUUUUUUAAUUUUAUGUUUGAGAGACAAUAAGUGAAAAUAAUUUAAACUCUAUAAAUUUUGCCAAGAAUAGAUAUAAUUCCUGUGAAGGAAAUCUUCCAUAUUAUACUAUCACGGUAUUGUACUAAGUUCAUUCACUCUUUUUGAUGCAAUAUUUGAUAUAAAAUAUGGGUGUUCGUGAUUUGGGAAAGUGUUAUACUACAUUUUAAACAUGUAAAAUGCUUAAUUCUAAAUGUAUUAGUCAUAAAUUGAAUAACAAAUGUGAGUUAUUUAAGUCUGAGAUACGUGAAUGGGUAUAAUGCUAUCAUUACACAGUAUGUAUCAUUACUUGUUAAUAUUAGAUGAGCUACAGAACUCCCACUAGCACUAUAUGAGAGACUGAAGUUUAAGACUCCAUAUGUUAGGCUACCAUAAGACACCCUAAUGUAAGAGCUCUGUUAACUAACAGAAUAAUAUCUGAUGGUUUCAGGAGUCAAAAUUUAGAACAACAGGAGGAAAAUUGUGAUAUGGUCAGAAACAGAGCUGGCUUUUCUCUGUAAGUUCAGGCUUACAUGAAACUGAAAAUUAUUCCAAGGAGGUAGUGGAUAAAGGACAGGCGACAGCUGCUUGACAUCACUGACAUGGACCCAUGGUUUUCUGUUUUCUUCUUUACUGUAUCAGAAAUUAGUUAUUUUGAGGCAAGAAUAGAAUAUAACAUACAUCAAAUAGAGCUUUUAAAAUAAGAAUAUCUGAUCUGGAUCCAGUUAAAUAGCACAGCAGAUAAACCUUAAGAGUUUUUCUGGUCUUACAUGACAGUGUCUGUAUGGAAAGAUCUAAAUUUUCUUGGAAUCACUCAGUCACUGAAGAAAAAUGUUGAUUCUGUAGAACCAGUAAUUCCCAGUCCUUUCAAAGCCAUAUCCAAGAAAUGUGCUGUGUUAGAAUUACUUUGGUCUAAUAUUUCCAUGUUGGCAAAGUAAGAGGGAAAAAAUAUUACUUUUUUAAAUUUAUUUUUAAUAUCCAGAUUUAGAGGUUUGAAAUUUUUUGAAUAGUUCAUGUUAGGGUUUUUUUUAAUAUUUCAAGGAUUGGGUAUUCCAAAUUAAUUCAAUACCACUUUUAUAAAUAGAUUCUGAUAUUUUUUUAAAGAGAUAACACCCCAUUUUAGAAUAUCUUGAAUGUUGAAAGAUAGGAUUUUCUGACUCAUUAGUCAUGCUUUCUUAUUUUUUAAGAUUUGUUUUGAAGAAAAAAAUUGACCUGAACAUUUUAGUCUAACCAAGGAAAAUAUUACCUUAAUGGUAAAGACUUGCUGUCUGCAAAUAAACAGGUGAAUUGAUCCAUUCAUUAUAUAUCAUGGGAAGAAAAAAAACAAUCAAAGAAAGUUUUUAAUAGAGAUGUGAAGAUGUUGUUUAGAGAGAUAUUUAUUAUGACGUCUUAAAAACAUAUUUUUCUAUUUUCAAAGUAUUAUUUCCAGGCUAUAUUUUUUAUUGGCACUUCUGCAGAUGAUUUUGCAGUUUUGAAAGUGAUAAUAAAAACUAGAUUGUAAGUUAGGUUUCAGUGAGGACAUUCUUCAGAUAUGUAAAAGAUGCUGUGAUUAGGGCACUGCCCCCAUCUUACUCAUCCUUGGCUGCCCUUGGCCCAAUACCUUUAUAUAAGACUGGCUCUUGGUAUUUAAGAUGAUAUAGCAUUAUUUUUUAAGAACAAAAUGCGGAGAGAUUUUGAAAAUCGUGCCUUUAUAAUUUGAGCAGCCACCAGAUACAUCUUGCUUAAGGUACUAGUAAGUAUAACAUAUGUUUUGAUAAGUAGAAACAUUAGGAAGAAAAAAGAUGACACUGUCCGCUUUCUUCAGUGAAAGUCUGGAUUUAUUUUAUUCUAUUUUGUGUUCUGUCAGCAUACUUUGCAAUCAGAUUUCAUUACAGUCCUUGAAAAUAUUUGUUAAAGGACCUAAGUGUCUUACUUUAUAGUUUUUCUUAGAGUAUGUACUAGUAAUAUCUUAACCAUAUAGCUAUUGGAAAAAAUCUGCUUAUUAAAU